Molecule: messenger RNA, 6473 nt
Organism: Pipra filicauda (Wire-tailed manakin)
Lineage: Eukaryota; Metazoa; Chordata; Aves; Passeriformes; Pipridae
Gene: TTC3
Product: tetratricopeptide repeat domain 3
Exons: 43
Coding region: 109-5370 (1753 amino acids)
Molecular function (GO): protein binding
Source: RefSeq, a predicted model, not a curated record
GCAGCUCCCCCGCGCCCGGCUGUGCCUCCUCCCUCUCCGGAGGGUGUCUAGGGAAGGCAAACGGCACCCAGGACGGCAGGAGAAAGAGGAAGAGAGAGGAGGAAGAGGAUGAAGGAUGAAGAUGGGUCCUGUGCCAUGGCUGAUCCCUCGUCCACAUCCGACCUUGCAACCCUGGCUCUGUGUCAUGUCGAUAGAUCUUACUUAGAACUGGGUCAUGGAACAUUUGGUCAGACAGUGCUGCCUAAUCCUAAAACAGGUGUUAAUCCCUGUGAAGUUUGGUGCAAUCAGCCUGUGGAGAGAUUAAGAGAACAUUGCAACGUGAUUAAAAUCCAGAUGCUUUGGCCUCUUCUCUUCACCCAGGAAAGCAUUUCUUUCCAAGAGGAAUUUGGUUUGCUCUUUCAGGGGUGGCGUCUGUGGAAGACAAUGUCUGAGUGUAAUUUUGUGGAAGACCUUGCUGAUUUAAUUAAAAAAGUUGUUAACAUUCCGCACUUUAUCAGUGGCAUUUUGAGGAUUGGCAAUGGGAUAGAAAAUGGUUUCUUUGACAUCGAGGAGGCAGUGGAUUGGAUCAGGUGUGUGGGUGAUGCCAACGUUCUGCAGGGCCUGGAGGAACUCAGGGAUUUUCGCCGGCUUAAACUCGCCACUGUUUUUACUCAGUGGGAACGUUCCAUUGUUAAAGUUGCAUUGGAAGAUUGUGAUUUAGUUGAAGAAUUGAAAGCUCAGACCUGUGAGAGCUCCAGGAAGGAGAGUGAAUUUAUGAAACAGAGAGGAAAUGAAGUAUUUUCCCGUGGAGCCUUUGUUCCUGCUAUAAUCUCAUAUACUAGAGCCAUAGAGCUUUGCCGUACAAACCACUUUCUGUAUGGAAACAGAGCUCUUUGUUUCAUUCUCACAGGAGACUACGAGAGAGCUGUCGUUGAUGGGAAAAGAGCCACUGUUUUGAAGCCUGAUUGGCCAAAGGGUCACCACCACUACUGCAAGGCCCUGGCCCUGCUGGGGAGGCACGAGCAGGCUCUGGAGGCAAACGAGAGAGCUCAGGAGCUCUGCAGGGACGUCCCCGACGGGCUCAAGGAACUUGUUCAACAGCAUCACAGGCUGAAAAGGACCUUAGAAGAAAUUAGUGGUACUAAACAACGUAAACAGAAGGCAAAGAAGUCUCUGCUUGAGAAAAAAGACUGCAGUUCUUCAAAAUCUCACAGAGUAACCUCUCAGGAACAAAAAGAAUUAGAAAAGAUCAGAAAGAGAACUCAGGCUGAUCCUAAAGGUCCUCAAAAACACGAUCCCAAGAUGACUGACACCCAAAGACCAGAAAGCAAAGUUUCCACGCUGGAGUUGCCACAAAACCAAAGUCAUCAAAACAAACGAAAGCAAAAACCCAAACCUGGUGACUCUGAAAAAAUGAGGGAUCACCUUGAGUUGAAGAGAGAGUCUAAAGCCAUGGAAGAUAAAGGCCUCUGUGCUGUGCCACAGAUGGAUUUCAAUACAGAAGAUGUAAAAAACCCCAGGAACAAGGGAUUUACAGCCUCCCUGGAGGAGUGUCCCAGUGAUAAACCCAUCCUUCUACCCACGUUGAGAGCUUUAGGUGCUGCAGAACGUGAGGUAUUCCAGGUGGAUUUUAAUGCCUUGCCAGAAGGUGUUACAUCCCUUGCUCGUGAUGGUUGCACAGCCCUGAUGGACCAGCAGUGUCACAGUGCAGAACAAGCCUUCUCACAGCUGCUCAGCAUUCUGUAUACUUCAGAAUUUAGGUGUCUGAAUAUUCAUAAAAUUAAUUAUACCAUAAUCAUCUAUGGACAUGCCACUGCCCUCCUGGGAAUAGGACAACCUGAGGCAUUGGCAAAAGCUGAAGACCAGUUUAAGAAAAUAAUUGAAGAAUACCCAGAAGAAAGAUGCUUUUGUUUGGCACACUAUGGAAUUGGGAGGGUUUACCUCAGGCAAAACAGAUUUGCUCAUGCACUCGAUCAGUUCCUGAGAUCAAAGCUGAUGAUUGAUUUGAAGAUUGUCCCGGGGGUGUUGACGUGGCCGGCGACAACUCGGGUCAUCGAGGAGACUCAGACAGAGAGUUUGCAGAUGGCUUUAAGGAAUUGUAUUGAGCAGUGCAAGUUCCCUCCAGAACCAGAUGCUGUCUGUCGGUAUCAGCAGUGCCACGGCCACUCCAAAAUCCAAAUAUUUUUUACAGACCCAGACUUUAAGGGUUUUAUACGUGUUAUUUGCUGUCAGCAGUGCAGGGUGGAGUUUCAUAUGAGCUGCUGGAAAAAGUUGAAAACAACAAGCUACAGUGAUAAAAAUGAUAAGGAUUUCCUUAAGGAAUUGUGUUUUACUCCCGAUUGUAAAGGCCUUAUUUCAAAAAUAAUUAUUUUCAGUUCUUCUGGUGCAGUAAAAUGUGAAUUUGAACUAAAAAUCACAAAACCCAAGGGACCACCAAGGGCCUCUAUUAAACAGAAAUGUUCAAGUGUAAAUAAAAAACCUUUAUAUAAUGUUGUUCCUUCAGUUAUUGAUGCACGUCCCUUUGAUAUAACUGAGUUUUUGGGUCAGUCUAUUUUAGUAUUAUCCAGUGGAGUUAGUACAGCCCCACGAGAAGAAGAGAAGAUAUUUAUAGAAGAAAAUAAUUUAUACACAGAUUUUACAAAUGAACCAUUUUUAAUCCCAGAAUAUCUCCAGAAGCAACUGGAGGAAUUUGAAGCUCUCUAUGAAGUUUCAAAUAGUAACAGUUAUAAUAAUCCAGAUCCAAUCUCUGAGAGUUUAUAUGAGUAUUUCACUCAAAUCUUGGACGAACAUGGCCCUCUGGAAAUUAAUAAUAAAUUACUAGUUGGGGAAUAUGAAAAUUUCCCUGAAGAAACACGAAAGGUCGUGGAGGAUCAGGGUGGCCUGGAAUCUUUCCUUCUGAAAUCCCUUCGUUUCAUUAUGGUGGAUAAUCUUAUUUGCUUAAAGAAGCACUCGGUCUUCUUUGAGGGAAAUACAAACAGAAGUGAAAAUUAUAUAGAUGGGAAUGUGCAAGGGAAUCAUUCCCAGAAAAACCUCCGGUUAAAUCCAGAUGCUGAGGAAUUCAAGCCCCAGUCCUACCCUGUUCAACCCCAUAUACCACCAUCACCUGACUUAAGUUAUGAGACUCUACAAUAUUUGCCCUAUUCCUUCCCUGCUUCCUGGAGAUCCAGGAAUUCCUUGCAAAGCCAGAGUAUCGAUUCCAUGGAAAACAAGUCGUCGUUUGCAGACGUUUUACUAAAAAACCUGGAUUCUACAAGUCCCAUAUUUUUGCCUCAGACUUCCUGGGGUUACCAAUAUGGAAGGAUAUUGCCUGUGCCUUCUCCAGUGCCUGUCCUGCCACAUGUUGCCAGGCAGCCUGGUUAUAUCUAUGCUGACCCUGCAGCUCCUCAGGAUAAUCAGGAAUCAGCAAUUCCAGUCAGAAAAUACGUCCGUGAUAAUUUCAUCCCAACUGAAAUCCAAACGUGUGAAGACCCCUGUGGCCAAUUGGAGAACUCGGAUAAAGAGAAUUUGGCUGCUCCAGGUAGUUCAGAUGAAGCUGAAAAUGGUAAACAGGUUAUUAAGGUGGAAAAAGGAAGCAAAAGUAAACCUGGAAUGAAGAGCAACCCCCAUAUAAGGAUGGUGGCUGUUCAGGUCAAUCAGGAAGUAGCUGAUAGGGAAACCAACACUUUGCCUUUCCAUCCAUUUGAAAACCAACAAGGAGAUAUUCUGCGUGUGGAAAAGGAGCAUCAGGUGCUGAAAGAACAACUGAAAGAGGCAGAGGAGAAAUUUGAGCAGCUGCAGAGCCGAAGUUCGGAGGAAAUCAGUGCUUUGGAAGAGCUCCUGAGGAAAAGCGUGGAAGAGACUGAGGUCUCCCAGAAUGAACUGGAUUGGUUUCACCAGGACUCGGAAGCACAAGGGAAGAAAUGGCAGCAGGAGAAAAAAGAGAACAGAGACAACUUAAAAGCACUGAGGAGCACGGCCAAAAAACACACAGACACCAACGAGAGGUAUUUGAAGACCAUUGACGACAAGGAAAAGCAAUAUAAUGUAUAUUUAAAUACAUUUCUGGACACCAGUAAUAAAUUUGCUAAUGAGAAAGUAAAAUUGGAAGAGCUUAUAAAAAAGAGUCAAGAUGACUGCCAGGAGUGUGUGAAAAGAGCUGUUAAAGCAGAGAUCUCAGUAUUCCAGAACUGGAAGGAAAGUGAAGUUUGGAAGCUCAGUGGCACCGUUGCCAAAGCAGAAGCAAAUCUCAAGAUGCUGAAGACACUGAGCAGUAGCUCAGCUUCAGCAGCACCUUUGUUGAAGGCACAGAUUGAUUCCUGGGAAACUUUUAUUUCCAAUGUAAAGAAACAGCUGGAAAAAGUAGAGGCUGAGUAUGAGGAGAAAAUUGAGCUGGUGAAAAGUGGUGCCCAGAUUUCCCUCACUAAGGUGGAAAUUAUGGAUAUUCCCUCUCCUCCCAGUGUCCUGACAAUCCCAGCCAGACCUUUGGUCAGUGAUCCAGCCAUUGUCACCUAUUCCUUGGCAUCUGCACAUCCCAGUUCACUUCCUGCAUUUUCCAGUCCUGAAGGUCAAGGUCCAACACAACCAUCCCUUCAAACCCAGGCUGGAGCUAAGGCAGCACAUGCCACCACUGAGGCUUCUUCUGCAAGUGGUGGAUCCAUGAAAACACAUCCCCAACCUCCAGAGGGAUCAUAUUCCAAUAAACUCCCGUCACCUCACCCAUCAGGGAUUUCUGGAAGUGCCACUCAGCCAACCCAGAACCACCAGGAUGCCUCAGCUCUGCAACCAAGGCCUCCUGCACUUCCAAACAACAAAAAGCUUCCAAAAGCACUGGAAAAUAUUAUUGCACGGCUCCAGAGUAUAUUCCCAAACUACAGCAGUUCAGAUUUCACUGGUUUUAUAAGAGAGGUGCAGAGAAGAAAUGGGAACACCCUGUCAGGUCUGAGCUCGGAUGAGGUUCUGAACCGAGUGACGGAGCUGAUCCUGGACCAGCAGAGCCAGGCACCAACUUCAGCAGGGAGAGUCUCUGCUCCACCAGCCCCGACCGGAACACGGAGUCGGGAAGCGGGUGCAGAAGGAAAUGCCCCCAGUCCCUCCAGAGCAGGACCUGCACCUAAAAACACCUCAAAUAAAAACCCACGUCAGCCAAACCUCCAGCCCUGGGGGAAUGUUGGAGCAAUACCUAAAGCUAAAUGGAAAAAGCAGGACAAUGCAGCCUCCAGCGAGGAUCCCUGCACGAUCUGUCACGAUGAGCUGAGCAAAGACUCGUGUGAACUGGAGUGUGGGCAUCAUUUUCACAGAGAAUGCAUCAGAACGUGGCUCAAGGAACAUUCCAGCACCUGCCCCAUCUGCCGUGUCCACGCCCUCCUUCCCGAAGACUUCCCUGAGCUUCCUGCAUGGAACAAGUGCACCUAGUCCUGGCUUUAUUUCAACACUUUAUAGCAAUAAUCAUCAUCAUAAUCAUCAUAAUCACAUGCAAAGUGGCUGCAGAGUAACCCCAGAGCUGAGGGACAGCACCAGGCCCCUGGUUUUAUUGGCAGUGGUGACAGAGCUCAGGCUGAGUUGGGAUUUAACACUUGGCAUUAAGGCCCAGACUCCAAGAUCCAGCACUUUUCCUGGUUGCUGCCUGAACGUGAGAAGCUGAUGUGGUUCAGGGCUGGCAGCACACAAAACUGGCCUUUGUUUGAUUUUUUUUUAAUUUAAUUGAAAAGUAGCAAAUCUAUUUUAUCUGGAAGGCCAGAGCAUAAUUCCUGUAAAGAGGGAGUUUUCCCUCAGGUUUAUUCCACACUGCAACCAAAUUCCAAUAUCAAACAAGCAGGAGACCCAAAUGCAGAACUGGAAGAGCCAAGAUAUUCCCUUCCUCUGGCAUCAGCAAUUCCAGUUGAACUGCAGGAUUCCAGUCAGGCCCUUUGGAGUGCAGUUCAUCCCUGCAGCUCCUCUCUCUGCAUAAAAUUGUUUAAAUACUGACUUUUAGUAAUUUAUUGAAGCAAGAAUUUUAAAGUGUUCAUGUGAAUGGAGCUGGAAUACAGUGGAUCCAUUCUUUAACGGAUUCUUUAAUUCAAACCCUCAAAAUAGGGUUUGAAUUCCCCCCCACUGUUGAAGAGCUGAUCUGUUUAAAUGGGAAUGACAGGAUUUUUAUUUUGGCUAAAGCAACAUCUGUAUUUUGUGCAGGAACUGGUCACCAGUGAGGGGCAGAAUUUAAACAGCUCCAAGAAUGGUUUUCCCACUGCCUUCAGAGUCUGAGCUUGCCAGAGCACCUUCAGCACUGUCACAUUUGCCUCCAAGAGCCAAAAAAUGAGGAGUAGAGACUGAAAAUCUCAAACUGAAAAUCAAAUGUGGCUGUUGUCUGAAUCCAGGCAGCAUUAACUGGAUUAUGAGCUCAUUAGCUAAUUCUAGGGAUCACUUGUUCCCCCCAGUGAUAAAUAUCCUCCAGCUGAAGUUUUAAACUACUCUGUGAUUAAUCAGUGUAUGAAUUGGCACUUGAAUAAGAAAUUAAAAUUACUGCUGCAGCUCAUGCA